Plectropomus leopardus (leopard coralgrouper) is the source of this 1320-nucleotide messenger RNA. RefSeq names its product ornithine decarboxylase-like. Gene Ontology annotation, cellular component: cytoplasm. The record is from RefSeq and is a predicted model, not a curated record. Lineage: Eukaryota; Metazoa; Chordata; Actinopteri; Perciformes; Serranidae. Gene Ontology annotation, molecular function: ornithine decarboxylase activity.
AUGGAGGUGAAUAGAGACUUGGCACCAGUGACUACAAAAGAAUCCGCCAUGCAUGUUUUGUCCCCCGAACCCCCCAUCAUUUUAGACAGUGGAGAGCGCAUCAGUGAUUUCAUACAGGACAAAAUAAAAGAGCUUCAUUCAGUGGACAGUGAAGAGCCAUUCUAUGUGGCAAGUCUUGAUUGCGUGUUUAAGAAGCAUCUCAGGUGGCUAACUGAACUACCUCGAGUCAAGCCUUUCUAUGCAGUGAAGUGUAACAACACAGCAGCAGUUUUGAGGAUGAUAAGCGCUCUGGACAUUGGCUUCGACUGUGCCAGCAAGGGUGAGAUCCAGCUGGUCCUGUCCCUUGGAGUGACACCUGAUAAAAUCAUUUACGCACACACAACCAAACCACUGUCGCACAUCAAAUAUGCCUGUGCUCAUGGAGUAGAUAUGAUGACUUUUGAUAAUGAGGACGAACUCCUAAAGAUUUCUCUCUGUCACGCCAAAGCCAAACUUGUACUCCGCAUCGCAGUGGAUGACUCUGAAUCACUGCUAAGACUCAGUUCAAAGUUUGGAGCCAGACUCGUGUCAGUUGGUAAGCUGCUGAAACGUGCUGCAGAGCUGGGCUUAGACGUCAUUGGAGUCAGCUUUCAUGUAGGCAGCGGGUGCAUGGGAAGUUUGGCGUUCAAGCAUGCCAUAGAAGACGCCCGACAUGUUUUUGAUACAGCAAAUUUGUUGGGCUUUCAGAUGACUCUCUUGGAUAUUGGUGGAGGGUUCUCCGGAAGGGAUGACUUUCAAGUCAAAUUUGAAGAGUUUUCAGAGGUCAUCAAUGGAGCAUUGGACAAAUUCUUCCCUCCAAGCAGCAAAGUGCAGAUUAUUGCAGAACCAGGCCGAUACUACGUGGAAUCAGCCUUCACACUGGUGGCCAAUGUCUUUGCCAAAAGAGCAAUCUCAGAUGAUUUGGAUGAACAUAGCAAUGGUGACGAAAACAGCCCUGAGCGAAUAAUGAUGUACUACCUUAACGAUGGAGUAUACGGCUCCCUGAGUUGCCUCAUCAAUGAUGCUGCCCACAGUAAGGUGGAACCAUACCUUCACAGGGCUGUCAAGAGCAGCGAGCAGAGAUACCGCUCUGUCAUCUGGGGCCCAACCUGCGACAGCAUUGACAAAGUGACCAACAGCUGCUGGAUUCCUGAGCUGCAUGUGGGCGACUGGCUUCUCAUCGACAACAUGGGCGCUUACUCUGUUAGUUUGUCCACUGACUUCAACGGCUUUGAAAGGGCACACAUUUACCCUGUAGUUACUGCUGAAAUAUGGCGCGCCGUAAACUUUUCUCACACCUAG